Messenger RNA from Prunus dulcis (almond), 1590 nucleotides. RefSeq lists its product as uncharacterized. NCBI's taxonomy places the organism in Eukaryota, Viridiplantae, Streptophyta, Magnoliopsida, Rosales, Rosaceae. Bases 197 to 1339 code for a protein of 380 amino acids. The record is from RefSeq and is a predicted model, not a curated record. The transcript is spliced from 2 exons.
AAAAUAGUAUCGUGAAGGUGAAGGCUACUACUAAAAUAAAGAAAAAUUAACUUUUUUACAGGACAAAAAGGAGUGAUUUUUGCUAAACCCAUCUCUCUCUCUCUCUCUGCAAGUUCAUUGCCUCCAAAUCUAAACCUUUAUCAGAGACACAGGACAGAACACAAAGGAGAGGCAGAUAGAGAGGGAGAGAGAAGCCAUGGAAAGGCUUCUGUUCUCUUCCUCCCCAACCCCUUUGAAACUCCAUGUAAAACCCUCACCUUUUCUCCCUCCACUCGCUCGUAUUGCCUCGGCCAAACUCAACUUUCCCGCUUCCCAACUGCCCAAUCUCAGACGGGUCAGCUUGGUUUCCUGCAAACAUCAAAACCCAUCUCCAAUUUUUUCUUCUUCUCCUUCUUCAUCAGCGCCGUCCAACAUUUUACCGGCUCUCUCGCCGAACCGGCCGGAGUUGCCAAAUCCGCAGAUUAUCAAGAAGAUUGCAAAUGGGGCUUCUACCCAACGCAAGGGCCUGAUCACCAGGGCAUUUGUUGUGCUUUCUGCCCUUGUUUUGAUCUUAAUACAACCAGCUUGUGCACCAGCGGCUUAUGCAUCCUUUCAAACUGCAACAAAGACAGGUAGCCCAGCUGCUGCUAUCGUGGGAAGACUGAUCCAGACUGAAUUACUUAGUAGUGCAUGGACUGGGUUCUUAGCCGGUUGCUUACACACAUUAUCAGGUCCUGACCACUUAGCUGCUUUGGCUCCACUCUCAAUUGGACGCACCCGCAUUGAAAGUGCUUUAGUUGGAGCCCUCUGGGGAUGUGGCCAUGACGCUGGCCAGGUUACCUUUGGCUUAAUAUUUCUACUACUAAAGGAUCGGCUUCACAUUGAAAUUAUCCGAACAUGGGGCACAAGAGUUGUGGGCAUUACUCUACUAGUUAUUGGUGCCAUGGGCAUUAAGGAAGCUUCAGAAGUGUCAAGUCCUUGUGUUGCCUUAGAGAAUGGAGAGUGUGAUGCUAGUGUAUAUGAAUCUCUAGAAAACCCUACCGUUGGGAAGAAGAAGAUUGGUUUUGCUACUUUUGCCACUGGAAUUGUCCAUGGGCUGCAGCCAGAUGCAUUGAUGAUGGUCUUGCCCGCUCUUGCUUUGCCAUCUCGCGUUGCUGGUGCCGCAUUUCUGGUUAUGUUUUUAGUUGGGACCGUAGUUGCAAUGGGAAGCUAUACAGUCUUUCUUGGCUCAUGUAGUCAGGCACUAAAGGAUAGAGUUCCCAGAAUAACAGAGAAACUGACAUGGGCUUCUUCCCUGGUUGCAAUUGCUCUUGGAUCUGCCAUAAUCAUCAGCCAGUUAUUCGGGUAUAGCCUGUAUUAGUAUUUUUGAGCGAGUAAAGAUUGACAUUUCCAGGCUUCUCCACGAGUGUUAGAUAAAAGAUCUUAGAAGGAUUAUUCGAUUUGUUUAGAGCAAAAGUUCAUCUGCUCAGCACCUUUUCUCAGUGAGAGUACCAUCUUCUUUUUUCUUCACUUUUUUAAUUGAAGCUUUUUACAGUUUUAAUAGAGGGCAACCCUUCCACAAAUGUAAUAUUUUUACGGUAGAAAUCAAGAUUGGUUUAACGAUUUGCUUUA